AAAAUGAAUCCGCCGGUUUCCCCAACAGCUCAUCCCGGUUUCCAAGGCAGGGCUGAGGCAGAGCUGCUGUGCCCAAGGCUGAUUUGGGGAGGGGGCGGCGGGGCUGCUCCUGCCGCUGGCUCGCUGCUGUGCGGCCAUAAACAAAUCGGGCGUAUUUAACAAGUUAAUGUCAGGCGGGCGGCGGUAGGUGUGUGCCUGGUGACAUCAGCUGGCGAGCAGCCUGGCAGCAGCGCGGCGCAGGCAGGAGCAGGCAGGGAGCCCAGGGUGUGUGCCUCUAAGCUGGCUAUUCUGGCAAGGUGGAGAGCUGGUCUGUUUGGCAGGACCUUCCCAUCUGGGAUCCAUCUGUGUUUCCCUGGAAUCGGACAGGCGGCUCCAGGCAGUGAGAAAUCGCAGAUGUGCGGGACCUGACACAUGUCCAGCUAAUGAAAGGAGAAGGCAGGCUGGGCUCCGGCUGCGCUCGAAGAUCACGGGCGGAGGAGGAGGAGGAGGAAGAGCGCUUUUCUUUCUAUUUGAAAGAAACGAGGUGUAUUGCACAGCAGCUGGAUCCUUGCAACCUCGCUGGCUAGGUUGCUGGUGAGAAGAGGGUGCCAGUGAUGCCCGGAUCGCCCGUGGAAGUGAAGAUACAGUCCAGGUCCUCUCCUCCCAACAUGCCACCGCUGCCCCCCGUCAAUGCCGGCGGCCCCCGGCCCGUGUCCUUCACCCCGACUGCACUGCCCAACGGAAUAAACCAUUCCCCCCCGACGCUGAACGGGGCCCCAUCCCCACCCCAGAGAUUCAGCAACGGCCCUUCCUCAUCCUCCUCCUCCUCACUGACCAACCAGCAGCUCCCAGCCACGUGUGGAGCCCGGCAGCUCAGCAAGCUGAAGCGCUUCCUCACCACCCUGCAGCAGUUUGGGAAUGACAUCUCCCCAGAGAUCGGGGAGAAGGUCCGGACCCUCGUUCUGGCCCUCGUGAACUCAACGGUGACAAUCGAGGAAUUUCACUGCAAGCUGCAAGAGGCGACCAACUUCCCCCUCCGGCCAUUUGUGAUCCCCUUCCUGAAGGCCAACCUCCCUCUGCUGCAGCGGGAGCUGCUGCACUGUGCCCGCGCUGCCAAGCAAACGCCCUCCCAGUACCUGGCACAGCACGAGCACAUCCUGCUCAACACCAACACCACCUCUCCCACUGACUCCGAGCUGCUCAUCGAGGUCAACGGCAAUGGCAAGAGGCACAGUCCAGACAGGAGGGAAGACAGCAGCUUUGAGAGGGAGCCGCUGCCAACAGAGCCUCCGGCCAAGAGGGUUUGCACCAUCAGCCCCGCACCCCGGCACAGCCCUGCCCUCACCAUCCCCCUGAUGAACCCCAGCGGGCAGUUCCACCCCACCCCACCACCCCUCCAGCACUACACCUUGGAAGAUAUUGCCACCUCCCACCUCUACAGGGACCCCAGCAAGAUGUUGGAGCACAGAGAGAUCCGAGACAGGCACAGUGGGCUUGGGUUGAAUGGAGGCUACCAGGACGAGCUGGUGGAUCACCGCCUGACAGAGAGGGAGUGGGCGGAUGAGUGGAAGCAUCUCGAUCACGCCCUGAACUGCAUCAUGGAGAUGGUGGAGAAGACGCGGCGCUCCAUGGCGGUGCUGCGGCGCUGCCAGGAGGCCGACAGGGAGGAGCUCAACUACUGGAAGCGGCGCUGCUCCGAGACGGCCGAGCCGCGCAAGGCGGGCACCGAGCUGCUGAGCCGCCAGCACAGCCCCGCCAGCGCCGACUCCGCGGGCAGCGCAGAUUCCCUGCGGGAGUUCAGCAGCAGGUCGGGAACGGGCUACGUCACGGAGGAGAUUUGGAAAAAAGCCGAAGAAGCUGUGAACGAGGUGAAGCGGCAGGCCAUGUCGGAGGUGCAGAAGGCGGUGGCCGAGGCGGAGCAGAAGGCGUUUGAGAUGAUCGCGUCGGAGCGGGCGCGCAUGGAGCAGACCAUCGCCGACGCCAAGCGCCAGGCCACCGAGGAUGCCUUCCUUGUCAUCAACGAGCAGGAGGAGUCCACCGAGAGCUGCUGGAACUGCGGCCGCAAGGCCAGCGAGACGUGCAGUGGCUGCAACAUCGCCCGGUACUGCGGCUCCUUCUGCCAGCACAAGGACUGGGAGAGGCACCACCGCAUCUGUGGGCAGGGCCUGCACGGGCAGAGCAAGCCCCUGGCCCUGCCCACGGGCCGGGUGGCGGCCAAGAGCCUCGAUGGCAUCCCCAGCCCAGCCCUGGAGAAAACCUCGGCCACCACCUCGCGCUCCUCCACGCCAGCAUCCGUGACAGCCAUAGACACCAACGGACUCUAGGAGGGAGGCUCUGCUUCGCUCCCCUGGAUGAGUUCCCUGGGGUUUUUUAAGCUGAAAAUGUCCCUGCAGCAACUGUUACCACUUGACAAAUUUGAUGUAUCGGAGUGCCGACACUCCGGCUUUGCCCUCUCAUCCUGCCCUUUCCUUUGUGGCUGUGAACUGGGGUGAGCCUCACCUGCAGCAUCUCCCUGCUGCUCUCAGGGGGACACCAGAGCAGUGUCAGGACCUGAGGGACACUGGGCACCCGCUCGGGGGACCUGGACUGGGGCAGAGUGCUGGCACAUGCCAGACAUGCUGAGAGUGUGGUGCCCAAGCAGGGAGCCCUGUCCUUGUGGCAUGUCAGGCUCGCUUCCCAAGGUGCCAGAGCCACCACUGCCUCCUUCUGCCACCUUUCCUCCAUAAUUCCCAGAGUCUGUUCCCUGUGCCCAGGCAGCUGUGCCUCAGGUGGCUGUGUGGGCCUGUUGUUGCUGUGAACAGACCAGAGCCAAUUUCCCAGCAGGAGCAUCUCAUCCUCUGUGCAAUGGCCAAAGCUGAGCCCACUUCUGCCUCCAGGCUGGCAGCUGAGGGUUGCAAAGAAGGAGGAGAGGAUUUUUCUGCUCGAAAAGAAGAGGCAGUGGCAGGGAGGUACUGCUGGAUGGCCUGGAUCUCAUCCCAGUCUGUGGUGAGACAGACAGUUGGGUGUUUCCUGGGUGGGCCCUGUGCUGGGGGAACACGUGCACAGCAGAUCUGGGCUGGGUGCAGGUGCCCUUUCCACCUGGGGACCGUUGUUUUGUUUUUUCACUGCCUGGAAGCUGCUGGUUUGUGAGUUCCUGCUGUUGUUUUGAGCCCAGGGAUCCUUGCUGGUGCGAGGGGUUAUUUACAGCCUGGGCUCUCCACUCACAUCGGCCAUGCUGGUAAAAGAAAGGCAGGACUGGGUGUCCUGUAUCUGUUCUUACCCAGCUCCAGGAGCUUCCUGCAGUGCUGCAUCCAGAGAUGCCCAGGGAUGUGCAUCCACCUUCAGAGAUUAUCCUGAAACCACAGGACCAGAGGAUCCCAAAACAGAGGAUCAGGAGGUCCCUGGGGAAGGGGCCAGCCUGAGGAGCUCCAUCCAUCCCAGAGUCCUGCAGUGGGGUGGAAGGAGGGACCCAGGGCAGCGCAGGCUGUGACAGCACAGGGCUGGCCAGGAGUGUCACACAGGGUGGCAGUGGCACAGCCCGUGGCAGGGAGGGGACGUGCCUCCAGGAGUGGCUCCCACAGGGGCUCCAGAAAUCCUUCUCUUCAGCACAGCCGAGUUUGUGACUGUGUGUGUGCCACUGCUGGGCUGGAGCCCAAUGAGGCAAGUAAUUCCCAAAUUAUUUUUCAUCACUUUUUCAAUUGGAGGCGAAUAAUGGAGCUGUAAUGAGUUGUCACAGGGGUGAGCAGGGAACCUGCUGCUCCAGCCCUGGCCCCUCAGGAGCGCUCCUUGGGAAGCUGCUGUUGUGGGAUGGAGCUGGUGACUCCCUGUCUGCAAGGUUUCACUAAAAAGCCACAGGUCUGGUGUUGAAGACAGCUCCAGUGGCCCUGGGGAUGUCUCCCCUGUGUCCCCAGGAUGGGUGCUGGAGCACACUGGCACUGAGGCAGCUCCCAGUGGGUGGCACUGGAGCCACCCUGACCUGCAGCAGUCCAUCCUAGCGCUGUUGGGAAGGGAGUUCCUGCCCUAAGGGACACUGUUGGAACAGCCUCAGGUCACUGCCAGGUGCUGUGACAUCCCCUCCUCACCUCAGGCUGUGGGUGGUGGUGCCAGUGCCAGGCUGGGCUGGGAGGGGAGAGCAGGGCAGGGCUGGGAGGAGUUGUUGUAAAUAGAUUGUCUUCCAUAAUUCUCAUGCAACGUUGAUGGCCGUGUAUUAAAAUUAACCCCAGUGUAAAUGAAUGAAAUACUAACAGUCAUGAUUAGAAUUAUUGCUUCUUUCUUUUUUUGUUGUUUUUUUAAAAGAUGGAAUGAUAAAUGUGAACUUGGGGUGUGGGAAGACAUUGGGUUAAGGUUUCUAAUUUUUUUUUUUUGACAUUUAAUUCUGUAAUAGAAAUUUGUUACUUCAUUCCUGUGCAUAACUUAUUUAAUGUCCUGUAUAAAGGAACCCAAACUGUUACAGAUGUAUUUAGUUUGUUCUACUCAAAAGUAGUCAAUAAAAAGACUAUAUUCA
Molecule: messenger RNA, 4462 nt
Organism: Taeniopygia guttata (zebra finch)
Lineage: Eukaryota; Metazoa; Chordata; Aves; Passeriformes; Estrildidae
Source: RefSeq, a predicted model, not a curated record